Molecule: messenger RNA, 3048 nt
Organism: Hyphopichia burtonii NRRL Y-1933
Lineage: Eukaryota; Fungi; Ascomycota; Pichiomycetes; Serinales; Debaryomycetaceae
Gene: UBA1
Product: E1 ubiquitin-activating protein
Exons: 1
Coding region: 1-3048 (1015 amino acids)
Biological process (GO): protein sumoylation
Cellular component (GO): cytoplasm; SUMO activating enzyme complex
Molecular function (GO): SUMO activating enzyme activity
Source: RefSeq, a predicted model, not a curated record
AUGUCUGCUAUGCAAAUUGACUCUCCUCCUCAAACAAUUGAUGAGAGUUUGUACUCAAGACAAUUGUAUGUCUUGGGUAAAGAAGCCAUGAUUAAAAUGCAAAAUGCAAAUGUUCUUAUUAUUGGAUUGAAAGGUUUAGGUAUUGAAAUUGCUAAAAAUGUUGCUCUUGCCGGGGUAAAAUCUUUGAGUUUAUAUGAUCCUUCACCAAUUGAAUUAAAAGACUUAUCUACUCAAUUUUUCUUAUCCAAAUCUGAUAUUGGUAAGUCAACUGCCGAUGUUAGUGCUGAAAAAUUAAAGGAAUUAAAUCAAUAUGUUCCAAUAUCUGUUAUUGGUGACUUAAAUGAAUCAACUUUAGCUAAAUUCAAAUGUAUAGUUACUACCAAUGUUUCUUUGGAAGAACAAGUUAAAAUUAAUACUUUCACUCAUAAAAAUGAUAUUGGUUUUAUCAACGCUGAUAUUAGAGGUUUAUUCGGUCAAUUGUUUGUGGAUUUUGGUGAAAAUUUCACUGUUAUAGAUCAAACCGGUGAAGAACCUUUAACCGGUAUCGUUUCCGAUAUUGAAAAAGAUGGUAGUGUUACCAUGUUGGAUGAUAAUAGACACGGUUUACAAGAUGGUGACUAUGUUAAAUUCUCAGAAGUUCAAGGUAUGCCUAAAUUAAAUGAUGGUUCUCCUCAUAAAAUUGAAGUCUUGGGUCCUUAUGCUUUUAAAAUUCAAAUCGAUGAAUCUUAUGGAGAAUAUAUUAAAGGUGGGUUAUAUCAACAAGUUAAAAUGCCUGCAAUUCUUAAGUUUGAACCUCUUGUUAAACAAUUGGCUAAUCCAGAAUAUGUAAUUUCAGAUUUCGCUAAAUUCGAUAAACCUCCUCAAUACCAUUUGGGUUUCCAAGGUUUACACGCCUUUAAAACUAAACACGAUAGAUUACCUGGUCCUUAUAAUGAACAAGAUGCCAAUGAAUUCAUUCAAUUGGUUAAAGAAAUUGCUACUAGCUCCAACUUUGAAGGUGAUCUUGAUGAAAAAGUCCUCCGCGAAUUAUCCUAUCAAGCUACCGGUGAUAUCCCUGGUCUCGUUGCCUUUUAUGGUGGUUUAAUUGCUCAAGAAGUUCUUAAAUGUUGUUCUUCUAAAUUCGGCCCAGUUAAACAAUGGUUAUACUUUGAUUCUUUGGAAUCAUUACCUUCAAAUGAUGAAUUCCCAAGAAAUGCUGAAACUACUAAACCAAUUAAUUCAAGAUAUGACUCUCAAAUUGCAGUCUUUGGUAAAAAAUACCAAGAAACUAUUUCAAACUUGAAAGUCUUCUUGGUUGGUUCUGGUGCCAUUGGUUGUGAAAUGUUGAAAAAUUGGGCUAUGAUGGGUUUAGGUGCUGGUCCUAAUGGUCAAAUCAUCAUUACUGAUAUGGAUUCCAUUGAAAAAUCUAAUUUGAAUCGUCAAUUCUUAUUCAGACCAAAAGAUGUCGGUAAAAAUAAAUCAGAUGUUGCUGCUCAAGCAGUCCAAGUUAUGAAUCCUGACUUAGAAGGUAAAAUCGAAUCUAAAUUAGAAAAAGUUGGUAGUGAUACUGAACAUAUUUUCGAUGACAAUUUCUGGAAUAAUUUGGAUUUUGUUACCAACGCUUUGGAUAACGUCGAUGCUAGAACUUAUGUCGACCGUCGUUGUAUCUUUUAUAGAAAACCUUUAUUGGAAUCAGGUACUUUGGGUACUAAAGGUAAUACUCAAGUUGUUAUUCCUAAUUUAACUGAAUCCUAUUCUAGUUCUCAAGAUCCUCCAGAAAAAUCAAUCCCAUUAUGUACUUUAAGAUCAUUCCCUAAUAAAAUUGAUCAUACUAUUGCUUGGGCAAAAUCUUUAUUCCAAGGUUAUUUUGCAGACUCUCCAGAAAGUGUAAAUUUAUAUUUGAGUCAACCAAACUACGUUGAACAAACUUUGAAACAAAACCCAGAUAUUAAAGGUACCUUGGGUAAUAUUGCCAAUUAUUUAAAUAACCGUCCUUAUAGCUUUGAAGACUGUAUAAAAUGGGCUAGAAUAGAAUUUGAAUCUAAAUACAAUCACGACAUCCAGCAAUUAUUAUAUAACUUCCCCCCAGAUGCUAAAACUUCAGCUGGUGCUCCUUUCUGGUCAGGUCCAAAAAGAGCUCCAACCCCUCUUAAAUUCGAUAUUAACAAUAGUGAUCACUUCAAUUUCAUCGUUGGUGGUGCAAAUUUAUUAGCGUUUAUUUACGGCUUAAAAGGCCCUCAAGCCACUUUUGAAGAUUACAAAAAGGUGUUAGAUGAAAUUAAAAUUGAGCCAUUUGUUCCUAAAUCUGGCGUUUCUAUUGCCGCUAACGACAACGAAGCUGAGGAAGAGGCUAAAAACUUAUCGGGUAGCUUAGAUGAAGAUGAACUUAAAAAGAUCGCUGCUACUUUACCUGAACCUUCAACUUUAGCCGGCUAUCGUUUGACUCCAAUUGAAUUCGAAAAAGAUGAUGAUACCAAUCACCACAUUGAAUUUAUUACUGCUGCAUCCAAUUGCAGAGCUUUAAAUUAUGCUAUAGAAACUGCAGAUGCUUCAAAAACUAAAUUCAUUGCUGGUAAGAUUAUCCCAGCUAUUGCCACUACUACUGCUUUGGUCACUGGUUUGGUCUGUCUUGAAUUAUACAAAGUGGUUGCUAAAAAUGAUGAUAUUGAAGCUUACAAGAAUGGGUUUAUCAAUUUGGCUUUACCUUUUAUUGGAUUCUCAGAACCAAUUAAAUCUGCUAAAGGUAAAUACAACGAUAAAGAAUUUGAUCAAAUUUGGGAUAGAUUUGAAUUACACGGUGAUAUAACAUUAAAAGAGUUGAUUGAUCAUUUCCAAGAAAAAGAAGGCUUGGAAAUCUCAAUGUUAUCUUACGGGGUUUCUUUAUUAUAUGCUUCAUUUUUCCCACCAAAGAAGGUCAAAGAUAGAUUAAGCUUAAAAUUGACCGACUUAAUUAAAGAAGUUAGUAAAAAAGAUAUUCCUCCACAUGUAAAGAAUUUAAUCUUUGAAAUCUGCUGUGAUGACAAAGAAGGUGAAGAUGUCGAGGUUCCUUAUAUUAAUGUUAAAAUUUAA